Messenger RNA from Lagenorhynchus albirostris (white-beaked dolphin), 3106 nucleotides. It is a transcript of the gene SLC22A3, whose product is annotated as solute carrier family 22 member 3. Gene Ontology annotation, biological process: transmembrane transport. The transcript is spliced from 11 exons. Gene Ontology annotation, cellular component: membrane. NCBI's taxonomy places the organism in Eukaryota, Metazoa, Chordata, Mammalia, Artiodactyla, Delphinidae. Bases 48 to 1754 code for a protein of 568 amino acids. The record is from RefSeq and is a predicted model, not a curated record. Gene Ontology annotation, molecular function: transmembrane transporter activity.
GGCGACAGGACGCGCUCGGGGAGUCGGGCGGGCGGGCGGCGCGCACCAUGCCCUCCUUCGACGAGGCGCUGCAGCGGGCCGGCGAGUUCGGGCGCUUCCAGCGGCGCGUGUUCCUGCUGCUGUGCCUGACGGGCGUCACCUUCGCCUUCCUCUUCGUCGGCGUGGUCUUCCUGGGCAGCCGGCCCGACCACUACUGGUGCCGCGGGCCGAGCGCCGCCGCGCUGGCCGAGCGCUGCGGCUGGAGCCCCGAGGAGGAGUGGAACCGCACGGCGCCCCCCCACCUCGGCCCCGCGCCCUCCGAGCGCCGCGGCGACGGCCGCUGCCAGCGCUACCUCCUGGAGGCGGCCAACGCCAGCGCCGCCGCCCCGGGCGCGCUCAGCUGCGCCGACCCGCUCGCCGCCUUCCCCAACCGCUCGGCGCCGCUCGUGCCGUGCCGGGGGGGCUGGCGGUACGCCCAGGCCCACUCGACCAUCGUCAGCGAGUUUGACCUCGUGUGUGGCAAUGCGUGGAUGCUGGACCUCACACAAGCCAUCCUAAACCUGGGCUUCCUGGCCGGGGCAUUCACCUUGGGCUAUGCAGCAGACAGGUACGGCCGAAUAGUCAUUUACUUAAUAUCCUGUUUCGGUGUUGGCAUUGCUGGUGUUGUGGUGGCAUUUGCACCCAAUUUCCCUGUGUUUGUGGUCUUCCGCUUCCUACAAGGCGUGUUUGGAAAGGGAACGUGGAUGACUUGCUACGUGAUUGUGACAGAAAUAGUAGGUUCAAAACAAAGGAGGAUUGUGGGAAUAGUGAUUCAAAUGUUCUUCACCCUUGGAAUCAUCAUUCUCCCUGGAAUUGCCUACUUCAUCCCCAAUUGGCAAGGAAUCCAGCUGGCCAUCACGCUGCCCAACUUUCUCUUCCUCCUUUAUUACUGGGUGGUUCCUGAAUCUCCCCGUUGGCUGAUUACUCGGAAGAAAGGAGAUAAAGCAUUAAAAAUUCUGAGGAGCAUUGCGAAAUGCAAUGGGAAGUAUCUCUCGCCAAAUUACUCGGAGAUCACUGUUACAGAUGAGGAAGUUAGUAAUCCAUCCUUUUUAGAUCUGGUGAGAACUCCCCAAAUGAGGAAGUGCACACUUAUACUUAUGUUUGCUUGGUUCACAAGUGCGGUGGUUUAUCAAGGACUUGUCAUGCGCCUGGGAAUUACAGGAGGCAACCUCUAUAUCGACUUUUUCAUCUCGGGAGUUGUGGAACUGCCAGGAGCCCUCUUGAUCUUACUAACCAUUGAGCGUUUUGGUCGGCGCCUACCCUUUGCGGCAAGCAAUAUAGUGGCAGGAGUGGCAUGUCUUGUCACUGCGUUCUUACCAGAAGGAAUACCCUGGUUGAGGACCAUUGUUGCUACCCUGGGAAGAUUAGGCAUAACCAUGGCCUUUGAAAUUGUUUAUUUGGUGAAUUCAGAAUUGUACCCAACAACAUUACGGAACUUUGGAGUUUCACUCUGUUCGGGUUUAUGUGACUUUGGGGGGAUCAUAGCCCCGUUUCUGCUCUUCCGCUUAGCGGCCGUUUGGCUAGAACUACCUCUCAUCAUCUUUGGUAUCCUGGCAUCUGUCUGCGGUGCUCUUGUGAUGCUUCUGCCUGAAACCAAGGGCAUCGCCCUGCCAGAAACAGUGGAUGAUGUAGAAAAACUUGGCAGGACUUUCUCUUGUCUCCUUUGUUUUGUUAGUCCACAUUCCUAUAAAUGUGGCAGAAAAAAGAAAACUCAAGUUUUGAGCUCUCACCUUUGAGCCCCUGCCAAAGAUGCAAGGAAAGAGCUAUUCAGGCUGGUCCCCCAAGGAACCGACGUGCCUUGCAGAGACGUGUGUGUGUCCACUUCAGCUGUGCAGCUCCAAGUGUUUUUAAUACUUUACAUAGACAUUCAGACUAUCCAGAGUAUUUUUAUACAAUGUCGGAUGAAUCAAGACUCAUCGUGCUGUCAAAGUUUCUGGGAACAUGUAAUAUGUGACCGGUUUAGCCAAGAGCCCGUUGUGUGCAUAGCUCCUCCUGAGGUUUUUUCUCACGCUGGGGCAGUGUCUCUGACCCACUGGGUUACAGAGAGACAAGAGAAGCCCCACCCAGUUCUCAGUGACGGUUCCAUCAGGAAUGCAAGAUGUGCAAACCAAGGAUCUGGGGCAAGUGUACAGAAAUGGGCUCAUCAAAUCUAAUCAAGACAUGGAGGCUCUGAACUGAGGGUUCUGAUGAUUCCAGGGAAGAUGAAGAUGUGGGAAUCUUGUUAAUGCGGAGACUGAAUCUAAGGACCUCGGGCCACCUGGCUCUGAGCCUUUGCUUUCUCUUCUCACCUUGAGCGCCUUAAGCUCCUGGAGCAUUUAGGGUUGCAGGCACUUUUAGGCCUUGUUCCAGAAAUAAGAACAAAUCUGCUGGACAAUUCAAGGAUUUGGCUCUAUUAUUUAUAAAAUCAGAUUGGUCCUGAGAUGAUUCAGGAUAACUGCGGUCCUCCUUUAGUGGACGCCUAGAGCCACAUAUUCAGUGUUUUACUGGUGAAACCCAUGGACUAUGACUUCAUGGGUCUUCAGAUUUUAAUCAUACAGGGAUAUUUAUCUUAUAUGUGUGAGUUCAGCUCUAUGAUGAUGCCCAUGGUCAAGAGUGAAAACUAUGGACAAAUCUCAUUCAAUCUUGACACUUUUGACUUGUCUUGGGAAGAAGCUUACAUUUUAGUUUGAAAGAAAGGUCAGUUAUAUCCAUGCUUAAAAGAAUUAGCAGAAGUUUAUAUUGUACAUGACUUUACAGGUACUAAUAAGGGAUUUGAUCUUUCUUUUUUGUUACUGAGACUUUUUGAAAUGUGGAGUUUAAAUACAAAUAUGCUGUCUUUAUGAUGUCCUGCUUUCUAUGUCACAUUUGUUAUAUUUUCAGGUUCAGUAUGUAUCUUAUGCAGAAUUGUUUAAUGAAUUAUUUUGGGUGGACAGGUAAAAUGGGAGCCAAAGGGAAACCUUGCCAGUGAGGAAGAAAGUUUCUAUGUGAACGUGUGACGAUAUGUACGGUGUACGUGCUAAUUGUAAAAUAAGGUUUUAAUCCUUAAAGCACAUCAGAAUUGAAUAUGAAUACUUUAUUUUUCAAUGAAAUAAACACAGUUCUUUAAGGG